AUGUCCAUUCCAAUUAAUAAGGAAAAUAACCAACCAAACACUGAACAUCGCGCUGACGAUGAAAUGUCAAUAGGUGAUCUUGACUUAAAUCAGAAACAAAAAGAAAUAUUACGAAAAAGAUGGCGAAGUUCCUGUGAUAGAAAAGCCUCAAAAGUUUGUAUAAAAGCUUGCAAGAGUGCAUAUAAAAUAGUCUGCGGUUCGUACAAAUGUAAGAAAGCAAUGAAAAGAAGUUUUAGAAGAGAGUGUAAGAGUAAUUGUGAAGCUAAAUUUGUAUCAUCUAAGUAUUAUAGUGAUAGUGAA
Molecule: messenger RNA, 300 nt
Organism: Brenthis ino (lesser marbled fritillary)
Lineage: Eukaryota; Metazoa; Arthropoda; Insecta; Lepidoptera; Nymphalidae
Source: the annotation of a GenBank genome assembly